Molecule: messenger RNA, 2320 nt
Organism: Mytilinidion resinicola
Lineage: Eukaryota; Fungi; Ascomycota; Dothideomycetes; Mytilinidiales; Mytilinidiaceae
Product: DNase I-like protein
Exons: 4
Coding region: 1-2013 (670 amino acids)
Biological process (GO): base-excision repair
Cellular component (GO): nucleus
Molecular function (GO): DNA binding; zinc ion binding; phosphoric diester hydrolase activity
Source: RefSeq, a predicted model, not a curated record
AUGGCUCUGCGCAUCACCACCUGGAACGUCAACGGCAUUCGCAAUCCCUUCAGCUAUAAGCCAUGGAGCGAUACCCGGACGUUCAGCGCCAUGUUCGACAUACUGGAGGCCGAUAUCGUCAUCAUGCAGGAGUUGAAGAUCCAGAGAAAAGACUUGCGGGACGACAUGGUUCUGGUCCCUGGCUGGGACUGCUACUUCAGCUUGCCCAAGCAUAAGAAAGGAUACUCUGGUGUUGGAAUAUACACCCGCCAAUCCAUGUGCGCCCCAAUCCGCGCCGAAGAAGGACUACUCGGCAGCCUCUGUCCACCAGCCUCUGACACACCCUACCGGGACUUACCCGAGGACUCGUGCAUCGGUGCAUAUCCUUCAGACUUCCAGAUUGCCGAACUCGGAGUAGACCCAGCGUCCCUGGAUGCCGAAGGCCGCUGCGUCGUCUUGGAGUUUCCCGCGUUUGUCCUUUUCGGCAUCUACAGCCCAGCAAACAGCAAUGGGGAAAGGGACGACUACCGGCACGCUUUCGUCUGCGCCAUGGACAUAAGGGUCAGGAAUUUGGAGAAGCUGGGCAAGAGGGUAGUUUUGACCGGCGACCUGAACAUAUCCCGCGAAGGCAUCGACACCGCGAAGGUGGAGGAGCAGAUGAGGAAGGAAGGAAUGACCUGGGAAGACUACUUCGAAUCCCCGAACCGGAAAAUCUUCAACCAGCUGCUUGAAGGAGGCAAGGUGAUGGGGGAAAGAGAAGAGGGCCGGGAGAAACCGGUGCUGUGGGAUGUCUGCAGAGGAUUCCACCAGGGACGGGAGGGCAUGUACACGCAUUGGGAACAGAAGAUUAAUGCUCGGCCCGGCAACUUCGGUUCGAGGAUUGAUUAUGUUCUCUGCAGCAUCGAGAUGAAGACCUGGAUUGAAGACUCUAAUAUCCAGGAAGGCUUGAUGGGAUCUGACCAUUGCCCCGUCUACGCCACCUUGAAGCCGAAGGUCGACCUACGCGGGAAGGAGAUUGACUUGCGCGACAUCAUGAACCCACCUGGUAUGUUCCAAGAUGGAAAGAGACUGAGAGAAUGGUCUACGAAAGACUUGACUGCUUUCUCUGGGAGACUGCUGCCAGAAUUCAGUAAUCGCCGAAACAUUAGAGACAUGUUCGCGCGCAAGCCAAGUGUUGCCACUAGCAAGAGCAAUGCCGAGCGACCUACGGCCUCCUCUUCUAUAGUCAUCAACGAAGAGAUGAAUGAAACACAAGAGUCGGAACAUCCGAGCGAAGAGACCUCUCAAGAAGAUUCCACAAGACAAAGCCUUCCACCGCCAUCAACUGGUGAAUCAACUACAAGUUCAGUAUCUUUGUCCAGCAACAAGCGAAGUUCGAGCAAUCCACAGUCAGCUAAACCAUUGAAGAAGCUGAAAUCAUCUGGUGCGACUUCUAAAUCUCCAGCGCCAUCAAAAGGACAACAGUCGCUCAGAGGUUUCUUCAAACCAAAAGAAGGUUCGUCCACAUCCCAAGGCACGAACACACCUAUUCCAGAGAUUCCUUCGUCGACACAAGCGCUCGCAUCUCCUCCAAACACGACGACAAUCUCUGAAAGUGAGCAGGCUAUUGAAGGCCUCACAGCCGUCAUCAUCUCCGACGAUGCACCAUCGCCACCAAAGACCUCUACGCCGAAGUCAUCGCGUGUAAAGUCUCAAGGCAAACAGUCGCCUACUACGUCGACCCCGAAUGGUUCUCCCAGUCUUUCGAUUUUGAGUCCGUCGGCCAGGUCGGAUAGAUCUGAAUCCAUCUUCGUUGACCCGAUCGUGUCGAAGGAGUCCUGGAGCAAACUAUUCACCAAAAAGCCAAAUCCCCGAUGCGAAGGGCAUGAUGAACCUUGUAAGACAAUGCAGACGAAAAAGCCUGGACCUAAUUGCGGGCGCUCUUUCUGGAUUUGCUCGAGGCCCAUCGGUCCUUCAGGCGCAAAAGAAGUUGGCACAGAAUGGCGCUGUGGGACCUUCAUUUGGGCGAGUGAUUGGAAAAGCCCUGGAUCUUGAGCAUACUGCGAUGCGAAUACCUUGAAUCGAUUCUUGUCAAGAGUAAUGAGCCGAAUGACAUGGUCUGAACGGCGCUAGGAGCUAUUCUCGUAGUCUCCGGCGAGAAGCUGAAGCCAGAGCCGUAGGCUCACUGUCCAUGCAGCAUCCUGGAAUUGAAUGCUUGCUUGGACUUCAGGGCGCAUGAUCCCGCUAUACGACUUGCGCUGAGGGCUAUUCUCCUAGUCUUCGGCAAGAAGCUGUAGCCAGAGCUGCAGGCUUAUAGUUUAUAUAAUAUUCUAGAAUUAAAUAUUUAUUUAGUAAUCCUGCU